Messenger RNA from Alnus glutinosa, 3468 nucleotides. RefSeq lists its product as uncharacterized. NCBI's taxonomy places the organism in Eukaryota, Viridiplantae, Streptophyta, Magnoliopsida, Fagales, Betulaceae. The record is from RefSeq and is a predicted model, not a curated record. The transcript has 8 exons. Bases 271 to 3264 code for a protein of 997 amino acids.
CCUCAAAUCCCUCCCACUGGGAAAAAUGUAAGCAGCACCCUCUGAAAGCAAAACGCAUUCUGGGAGACGGAAAGAGAAAGAAGAAGAGCGUGCGUUUGAGAGAGACAGAAAGAGAGAGAGACGGCUGCAUGUCUCUCGUCACUGCUUCUGAUGGGACUUUGAGAGAAGCAAAUUUUUCUAUAUGAGAGAAGCAAAUUUUUUCUUCUUCUGAUUUCUUAGUUACUUAAGGCCAUAGAUCUCAGCACUGGACAAGAGUUCUUGAAAGCUUCAAUGUCUAGCGGCAAAGUGGUUUUAACAUACAAGCGAAAGCGGCCAUCUUCAAGAAAUGGUCUUACCCAUGGCAAUAGUGGGUGUGAUGCACUUUUGGGACGUCCAAAUGAUACUCCUUUAGUCACCCCAGAUAAACAUGGUGCACUGAGUGAUGAGCACAUAUCAGAAAAUCAUAAAGGACAUUCAUCAAGAUCUCUUGAAUGUGUUGCAUGUGGUGAGAGGGGUAACCUCGUGCACUGUGAUGGAUGCAAUCAAUCAUAUCAUCUUCAAUGCAUAAAUAAGUCCCUUAAGAGGCAAUGUUGCCGUAGUAUUAUACAAAAGGAUUCUUCGACAUCUCAGCCACUCCAAAAAUCAAGUAGACUAAAGGCAAAGAAAAACAUCGAAGGAUAUGACUCAAGUGAAAUGAGGGUUAGCUCUAAUAAAUCGUUUCUGAUGAGAAGUCCUGGUGAGGGUUCUGGAAAGGACACUGCUGGCCCAUCUUCUGAGGAUAUAGUUUCCGACAAUAAGUUUGGUCACAGUCAAAUGGUUUCAUGUUCAAAUGUUAAUUCUAGCACUGCAUGUGAUCAUAAUUAUUCUGAAGGGAUAUUACUCCCUAAGUCAAUGGGGCUGGACCCUGAAAAGAGUUCGGACUUUGUUAGCUUGAAAUCUUCUUUUGUGACGAAGUGCAGCUUUGCAUGUGAUGAUGUUUCAUCUGGGUUAAAAUUGUCAAAUUUGGAAGACACUGACUGUAAAACUAAGUCCAGUAACUGUAGUGAUGCAGUUGGACCAACAAAACUGACCACUCCAUUUAUUACGUUCAGUCGAAGAUAUAAAAGAAAAAAGGAAAUGGAUGGCAGUGGUAGACAAGAAAAAUCACUGUUUGAGGAAAAAAAGUGUUCGUUGUUUGGCAAAUGGAGUAACUGCGCAAAUGGUAAUGCCCAUGGUCGAGCAACAUGCAAUAAAGACUGCUUAGUGGAUCAUGCAGCAGAUAUUAGCCAAUCAAAGGAGGUUCCAGAUUCUAGGCGUUUGUAUUGCCAAAAUAAAGAUAAAAUAAAAGAUAUUGAUUCUACAGAGACUAAUGCUGGAGAUGCUCCUGAAACUAAGACUUUGGUUUGCAAUAAAGAACCACCACUUGAUCGGGAAAAUAUAUCAAAGGAAUUCUCACCUGUAGCUGGACAAGAAAUAGGCCAGAGUUCCCAGAUUGCCAUAGAUAUCCAAGAAGAUCUUCCUAUGUAUUCUUCAGGAAUGUCUUUAAAUAAUGCCGUUAAAGACUUACACUCUCAAGCCAGAACUGUAGAUAAAGAACCUGAAACCUUUCAGGCCCACCUCAGAGAGGAACCUCAACUUGUGUCAAGCGAUGGUCUGAAAGCAAUAAUAAUACGUGAUUUCACUACAGGAGGAUCUCUACCUUAUGUGAACCUGUCUUUUACUCCCACUGCAGAUUCCUGUGAUACCAAGGGUUGUAAUAUUAAUUCAGAUCUGGCUUCUCAAAAGCAAUCCAUUUGUUCUGCACCACAAACUCUUCAGUGCGCGGACUCUGCAAGCAGAAGUGAUGCCACUUCUUUACAUGGAGUGCUUCCCCAAGAAUUGUUGGAUUCUAUGAAUGAGAGAGUUGGGAAAUCCUCUUCAGCCCACCCUAUGCAGGCACGUAGAGAUGCGUAUAUAUAUAUGGAAGGAGUUGGUGCUCACUGCAAAAUUAAUGAUGAAGUUUCUUUUGAGUUCUCCAUGGACAUCACACCAAAAGUUAAAUGUCUGCAGCUAUUUUCAGAGGACAAAAGCACUGAUGCUCUGAGCUUAGCCAUUACGCAGCCUGAGGUAACUGCUUCCGUGGUUUCAGAAGAACAAAAUCAUCUUCAAUUGGGAAGUGAAAGCACUCAGCUGAAACAAGAUUCAAAUAGAUCGUCACUCCUUCUAGGUUUAUCCUUACCCUCUGAGUCUAAAAUUGGAGGAUCUGGCUCCAAUAACUUCUCCACUGCUCUGCCCUGGUUGAACUGCAUCAGUGAAGCAAGAAAAUUUGUCCAGGAUACUGUGCCCGAAUCCUUGACUAACCAGACAUCAUCACUACUGGGAAACAAGCUGAUGCUUGACAGCAUUGUAAGCCGAGCAAAAGCUUUGAAUGGAAGAGGCAGUAUACAUGGUGACUUCAAGCCUAACACUAUCGUGUGGUCUGAAGAGGAGUUGGAUUUUCUGUGGAUAGGUGUAAGAAGACAUGGAAGGGACAAUUGGGAUGCCAUGUUGAGAGAUCCAAGAUUGCGCUUUUCACCAUGGAAGGUUGCAGGGGACCUGGCUGAGCGGUGGGAGGAGGAACAAUCCAAGUUAUUGAAUGUUACGCAUGCUUCAUUGUUUAAGGAUUCAAAUACGAGAAAUUUUUCAUCGAACUGUAACCGCAACUUCUUGGGUCCCAGAAGAGGAAGCCGGAGAGAAAAUAUGGCAGAUGAAACCCAACUCUCACUUGGAAAUUUAUAUGCUGACUUGGAGGGUAAUGGCUCCAAUAGACCAUAUUUCAGGUCAAGUUAUAUUCAAAAUAAUGACACUGGACAACUCCAGAGGCCUCCUAGUCACCCAUGGAAGGGCCCUUAUUCUGAUUGUCAUGGGGUAAACUAUGAUUGGGAGUCAUUUAAUUUAUUGGAAUGGGAGACUAUGCCAAGGGGCAAUCCUUCAUCAGGUGAUGGCCCCAUAACUUGUUUGGCAGCAAAAGCUAAUUUACCCCACUGGCUCAGAGAAGUGGUUAGUACUCCUCCAAGGUCAGCUGGGUCAAAUCUGUCAUUGGUUGCUUCAUCAUUUGCUCAGCCAUGCCCUGUACCGAGAAACAGAAUCCAUGGCAGGCUUUGUGGUUUCAGGACAAGAGACAUGCGACCAUCAAAUAGCAGCACUCAUCGGUUCAACCUAAUCAGAACUGGAAUGGCUGAACAAAGCAGGGAUUCUUCGAACCAUGCUAGUAAACCAGAUGAUGUUAUAAUUAUCGACAGUGAUGGUUCUUCUGAAGAGACCAUUUCUGAUGAUCGUAGUGCUUGAAGGAGGUUUUAGCAAGGAACACUGUGUUGAAUUGAUGGGGAGAAGUCGUGUAAGGUUUGUAUCUCUAUCUGCUGUACAGCUUUUGUACAAUAGCAAUUUGUAGAUGCAGAGAUUGAGUCGUGCUUUGUUGUUGUACUUUUUUGAGCGAGAUUGAACCAGUAAACAGUUGAAUGUACAUAAGAGUAGGGUUCUGUUUCCAAUGUA